Paracoccidioides brasiliensis Pb18 is the source of this 378-nucleotide messenger RNA. RefSeq lists its product as uncharacterized. The coding region runs from base 1 to 378 and encodes 125 amino acids. The transcript has 2 exons. The record is from RefSeq and is a predicted model, not a curated record.
AUGGAUCUAGGAGAGUUCCAGCUGCGAGGAAGAUUGCGUCCAACUUCGGCCAACUGGGUCUUUGCGUGUAUGCGCGUGUACCAUGAAGUACCUGACUGGCUCUCCCUAAGCUCCGGGAUACCUGGGUUUGACCCGGUGUACCAGAGCCACACCAAAGUUUGUCUCGAAACUUCGGAAGAGUCACGCCGCUCCACACUGCAUCGCCUCCUGCUUAAGUCAUCCUCCUACCACUUCUGCCUUAAUUCCGUCAUUAUCUCAUCCUUUGUCAAGUCAUCAAACCACUCCUUUAAAGAGCCGCCAACGAACAACCAGCCAAGAACCGAGCUUCGUAGAGCCGUAUCACCCACCGAUCCAUCUGUCCUCUUCUCAACUGAAUAG